Messenger RNA from Rodentolepis nana, 426 nucleotides. The record is from the annotation of a GenBank genome assembly. NCBI's taxonomy places the organism in Eukaryota, Metazoa, Platyhelminthes, Cestoda, Cyclophyllidea, Hymenolepididae.
AGUUCAGAAAGCGCUCAAACUCAAAGGGUGUCAAGCAGCGUUGCCGCAGCCGUAGCUGCGUUCCGUCAAAUGGCGAUGCCUUCCCCCAGUAGGAACUCAGAUUUCGGUGGGCUAAUCCCUUCAGCUCCAAAUCGACUACUUUCACCCCCAGUAAGCUCCACACCCGAUCAAAGCGAAAUUGCGUUGGGUACAUUUGCCCAAGGGAGACACAGUGACUUAAAACGAUAUCAAACAUUUGCUGCUAAAAAAGAUGUUUUAAUGAAGCGAGAAAAGGAUAUGAAGAACUCAAUCGCCCAUUUGAAUCAAUUUUUGGAAGAAGCAAUGUUUUUAGUGAACAAUUGCUCUGAACGGUUAGCUGCUAGAGAUGAGAGAAUUCAUGAUCUCAUGGCCGAAAAUGCGGAUCUUAAAAGGAAAUUAAAAGAGUAA